Molecule: messenger RNA, 2719 nt
Organism: Notothenia coriiceps (black rockcod)
Lineage: Eukaryota; Metazoa; Chordata; Actinopteri; Perciformes; Nototheniidae
Gene: jakmip2
Product: janus kinase and microtubule interacting protein 2
Exons: 22
Coding region: 245-2704 (819 amino acids)
Molecular function (GO): kinase binding; microtubule binding
Source: RefSeq, a predicted model, not a curated record
CUGCUUCAUUGUGGGGCUGCUGCUGAUGCUGAGACCUUAGCGAUUUUUUCCCCCUAAAAACAAAAUGCCAUGGACACGGUUUCACGCAGAUUAGGACUCCUCACAUGAUGAAAAUCGAUUGCGAGCCUUUUUUUCUCAUAGGAGAAUGAGGAAGAGGAGGAACUGGAAACCAUUGGAGCGCCUUGGAAAGUUUCUGUGAAGUCUCAAUGAAAGCUUUAGAAGAGCCCCUCUAGUAUUUGACUCAAUGGCCAAGAAAGGGCGUACGAAGAGCGAGAAGCCUGAAGCGCUCAUCUCUGCCCUACAGGCAGCCAAUGAAGACCUCAGGUCCAAGCUGACUGACAUUCAGAUAGAACUACACCAAGAAAAAUGCAAGGUAAGCAAACUAGAGCGCGACAAGCUCCAGGAGGUGAAGCGGGUGCGGGAGCAGGAGCAGCACCGGCACACUGCCAUGAUGACGGAGCAGCGGGCCAAGUGGCACGAAGAGAAGUUAAAAGAGCUCCAGGCUCUCAGGGAAAACCUGACACGGCAACAUGAGCUGGAGCUGGCCCGCCACGCCAAAAUCAAAGACCAGGAGAACCAGAGGCUCAAAGCGGCUCUGAACGCCAUGCGCGAUGGCAGCGGAGAGAAGGUGCGGACAGCCCUGACUAUGGAAGCCAAGGAGGAUGCUCGCCGCUUCUUCGACGUGGAGAGGGUGAAGCUCCUGCAGGAGAUAUUGGAGCUGAAGUCUCUGAAGAAGCAGACGGACGAGGCUCUCAGCAACAUGAUCCAGUCCGACAAGAUGAAGGCUGGCGACCUGCGGGUGGAGCACCAGCAGCACCAGGAGCAGAUCUCUAAGAUCAAGUGGGACUCUGAGAAGGACAUCCGCAGACUGGUGGAUGAAAUCAAAUCUAAAGAUCGCUGCAUCUUUGCUUUGGAGAAGGAACUGGAUUCAACGGCGGGUUUCUUGCAGAAGCUGCAGCUCCAGAAGGAAGCUCUGGACGACCAGCUGUUCCUGGUGAAGGAAGCUGAGUGCGGCCUGGGAAGCCCCAAAAGAGAGAUUCCCGGCAGAGCUGGAGACGGAGCUGAGCACUGUGGUAGCCCAGACUUAAGGAGAAACCAAAGGCGUCUUGCUGAUCUCAACUCGACAGUACGCAAAUUAGAGGACCGCAACUCACUGCUGGUGGAUGAGAGGAAUGAGCUGCUGAAGCGAGUUCGAGAGUCAGAGAAACAGUCCAAGCCACUGCUGGAGAGGAACAAGCUGAUGAGUAAGAGGAACGAUGAUUUGACUCUGACAAUCCAGAAGCUAGAGGACAAACACAAGAUCCUGUCCAGGGAGAACAAUGAGAUGAAGGAGAAGAUCAGCUCCCAUCCUCCACUGAAGAAGCUAAAGUCUCUGAAUGACCUGGACCAAGCACACGAUGACCAGGAAAUAGCCUUCUUCAAGCUCCAAGUCCUGGAGCAACAAAACAUAAUUGAUGAGCUGACAAGAGACCGGGAAAAACUACUAAGAAAGAAAAGGCAUAAAAGAAGUUCAAGGCCAAUAAAGAGGCACAUCGUAGUAGACACCUUCUUCGGGUAUGAUGAAGAGUCGAUGGACUCAGAGACGUCCUCAGUGGCUUCCUUCAGGAUGGACAGAACUCCUGCGACUCCCGAUGAAGACCUGGAGGAGGGUCUCGCCAAUGAGGAGUCGGAGCUGCGUUUCCGUCAGCUCACCAGAGAGUAUCAGGCCUUACAGCGAGCCUACGCCCUGCUGCAGGAACAGAAAGGAGGCAUUCUGGAUGCUGAGAUGGAAGCCAAGGCUCAGGAGCAGAUCCAGGCAGAGGUUCUCAGGUAUAAAGCCAAAAUAGAGGACUUGGAGAAGGAACUGAACCUAAAGGGACAGGACUCCAAAUGGGUGGAGGAGAAGCAGCUCUUCUUACGAAGGAAUCAGGAGCUAUAUGACAAGCUGGAAAAGGUGGAUUCAGAGAGCAGCCGGGCGCAGCAGGAACUACAAGACUCCAGAGAUCAGAACGAACUGUUGGAGUUUAGGAUACUGGAGCUAGAGGAGCGUGAGAGGAAGUCCCCUCCAUUCAACCACCUGAGGAUGCAUCCCUUCUCUGAGGGAGUCAGCGCUCUGCAGAUCUACUGUAUGAAGGAGGGGGUCAAGGACGUGUGCAUACCAGAUCUCAUCAAACUUCUUGAUAUCCUGGGAGACAACGGGAAUUUAAGAAAUGAGGAGCAAGUGGCCAUUAUUCAGGCUAGCACUGUUUUGUCACUAGCAGAAAAGUGGAUUCAACAGAUUGAGGGGACGGAGGCAUCGCUGCACCAGAAGAUGAUGGACCUGGAGAUAGAGAUGGAGAUGUUCUGUAAACAGAAGGGAUAUCUAGAAGAGGAGCUGGACUACAGAAAGCAGGCCCUGGACCAGGCCUACAUGCAAAUCCAGGAGUUGGAAGCAACGUUAUACAACGCCCUGCAGCAGGACAAGGUGAUAAAGUACGGCGAGCCUCUGGACGAGCUUCAGAAGGACGAGCUGCGGACAGCGGUGGAGAAGCUGAGGAGGCAGAUGCUGAGGAAAAGUCGAGAGUACGACUGCCAGAUCCUCCAGGAGAGGAUGGAGCUGCUGCACCAGGCACACCAGAGAAUUCGUGACCUUGAAGACAAGACGGAAAUCCAGAGGAGGCAGAUUAAAGACCUGGAGGAAAAGGUAACAUAUGUUUCAUUUUCACACGCAAAAAUUAGACUUUGAUGCAAACAAAGAAGU